AUGCCCUCCACACCCACUCACAAGCACCUCUCUCGCGACGAACGCCUCAAAAUCCUCACCUUACGCGAGACCGGCCAAACCUAUGAUCGAAUCGCUAUCAAAAUGGGCUGCACAUCCCACCAAGUCCACUAUGUAUGCAAAUUGAAUCAAGCCACCCCACGAAAAGGCCGUGGUCGCCGUUCAAAGCUCUCGGAAGAUCGGAUAGACGGUGUGAUUGAAUGGAUGCACGCUUCGUCGGAUAACCGCUCCAAGUCUGCGCACCAGAUUGUGACGGACCUCGAGUUACCUGUGUGUGCAGAGACGCUGCGAAAGACACUCAAGGCGCGUGGGAUAAGUACAUAUGGAGAUGCGCGAACACAGUCUCGUGAUUUCAAGUUUGGAGGCAGGCUUCUUACCAUUUCUUGA
This is a messenger RNA of Penicillium subrubescens, 405 nucleotides long. RefSeq lists its product as uncharacterized. The record is from RefSeq and is a predicted model, not a curated record. The transcript has a single exon. Bases 1 to 405 code for a protein of 134 amino acids. NCBI's taxonomy places the organism in Eukaryota, Fungi, Ascomycota, Eurotiomycetes, Eurotiales, Aspergillaceae.